CACAGCCUUUCACGCUUUCACUGUCGAGAGCGGGGGGCUUGGUGGACAGUCGGUGGACCGGGUUGGGGGGGCUUUCUCAUCCAGACUGCGAAGAAAAAAAAAAAGCAAAACAAAACAACAACAACAAAAAAAGAAUUUACAGGUUAUCAGACAGGCGACAUGGAAGUGCUGUCAGUUCUUAAUUUGGGCGAGUUUGCCCAAAUUUUCUCCAAAAUGGGAAUGUUCCCUGUGUUUGAUCUCGCGUAUUACAUUGUGUCCAUCCUCUACCUCAAGUACGAGCCAGGUUCGGUGGAGGUUUCUCGCAGGAGUCCCGUGGCCUCCUGGCUCUGUGCCAUGCUUUACUGCUUCGGUAGUUAUAUCUUGGCGGACAUCAUGCUUGGAAGCAGCCCCGUCGACUAUUUCCAACACAACAGCCACAUCCUGCUGGCUUCAGCUGUCUGGUACCUCAUCUUUUACUGCCCACUGAACCUCUUCUAUAAAUGCGUGGCUUUCCUGCCCGUCAAGCUGGUGUUGGUCGCCCUGAAGGAAGUCGUCCGUACUCGUAAGAUCGCCGCCGGCGUUCACCACGCUCACCAUGCUUACCACCACGGCUUCAUCAUCAUGGUCAUUGUUGGAUACGUCAAAGGGUCUGGAGUGGCUCUCAUUUCCAAUUUUGAGCAGCUGCUGCGUGGUGUGUGGAGGCCCGAGACCAACGAGAUCCUCAACAUGUCAUUCCCAACCAAAGCCAGUCUGUAUGGAGCCAUCCUCUUCACCAUGCAGGAGGCUCACUGGCUGCCAGUCUCCAAGAGCACCCUCAUCCUCGCCUUCACCCUCUUCAUGGCCACAAGCAAGGUGGUGAUGACUGCCCGUCACUCUCACGGCUCCCCCUUCGCCCUCAUCGAGUCCUGGGUUUGUCACCUGCUGUUCGGCUCCCCUCUGGGUGGAUCUGAGGAAGACCACCAUCAUCCUCCCGCCGCCGUCCCAUCUUCACCUCUCAAAACCAAGGAGGAGCUGAGCGAAGGUUCUCGUAAGAGGAAGGUCAAAAAAGCUGAGUAGGAAGCCGCACUGUUCCAGCGAAACUGCAUCUGACUUGCCCCAUCAUGGCCUCCACUUGAUGGGACUUCCCAUUCCUUUCCAGGGAAAGGGGCAGUUUGAUGUUUUACCAAAUGAGACCCUUUCUAUUAGAGUAAAAUGGUGCUUUCUGCAUUUUACACAACAUGAGGACUCUGUAAAUACCACAGCAAAUGUUUCACACUUCAACCCGACCCGGACAAUUUAAACCUAUUUAUUCAAGUGUUUGUGAACAUCUGCAUCUGUGCUCGACUCUGUGUGGCAUGGGCCUGUCAGUGGUUUUCUUUAAGUCCACCAAUCCUUGUUUCAGUUCGGAGAGAAAUAGAAAAUACAAAUAUAUCUGACUCUCAAUCAGAAAUCCAAAUGUGAAUAAAGCAUUAUGCUGCUUUUUACACGUGACGACAUGACGACAUUGUCUUGUCUUCAAAUAAAAUCAAGAGAAACAUA
Molecule: messenger RNA, 1497 nt
Organism: Scatophagus argus
Lineage: Eukaryota; Metazoa; Chordata; Actinopteri; Scatophagidae
Gene: tmem38a
Product: transmembrane protein 38A
Exons: 6
Coding region: 160-1035 (291 amino acids)
Biological process (GO): potassium ion transmembrane transport
Cellular component (GO): membrane
Molecular function (GO): identical protein binding; potassium channel activity
Source: RefSeq, a predicted model, not a curated record